This is a messenger RNA of Micromonas commoda, 2085 nucleotides long. RefSeq names its product type II secretory pathway family (gene SRP72). Gene Ontology annotation, biological process: SRP-dependent cotranslational protein targeting to membrane. Gene Ontology annotation, molecular function: 7S RNA binding; ribosome binding; protein binding. The transcript has a single exon. Gene Ontology annotation, cellular component: signal recognition particle, endoplasmic reticulum targeting. Bases 1 to 2085 code for a protein of 694 amino acids. Lineage: Eukaryota; Viridiplantae; Chlorophyta; Mamiellophyceae; Mamiellales; Mamiellaceae. The record is from RefSeq and is a predicted model, not a curated record.
AUGUCGUCGUGGCGAGGCGGCAAGGACACCGGCGGCGAGCCCAGCGUGGACGCCCAGCUCGAAGAUCUCUUCACAAAGCUCUCCCAGGCCGUCGAGCAGGGCUUGCACAAGCGCGCUCUGAAGUGCGCCGACGACGUGCUGAAGAUCUCCCCGGGCGAUGCGGACGCGAUCCGUUGCAGGGUGACCGCGCUCAUCGAGCUUCAACGUUUCGCGGACUGCGCGGCAACCAUCGAGAAGGACGUCGCGGACGAUGCCCUCAGGAAGGAUCUCGCGUUCGAGCGAGCGUACGCGCUCUACAAGUGCGGUAAGGUGGACGAGUCCCUUCGCAUCCUGCAGACGGAAACCUCCCAGGAUGAGCGCGAGUCGACGCGCGCCAUGCAGCUCGAGGCUCAGCUCAUGUACCGCGCGGGCAGGCACGACGAGGCCGCGACGAUUUACGAGGCCCUGUUCCGCGAUCGCGCCGACGACGUGGGCGAGUCGCCCAACACGGCGGUGAACCUCGCCGCCGCGCUCGUCGCCGCCGGUCGAGGGUCCGAUCUCGCCGCCGCGCUCAAGAGGCUUAAGAUGUCCCCGAAGGACUCGUUCGAGCUGGCGUUCAACUUCGCGUGCGCGCUGCUGGAGACCGGCAACCUCGCCGACGCCGCCGACUACCUCACCCUGGCCAAGAAUCAGGGCGCGGAGACGUUGAUGGACGAGGAUCUGGACGAAGAGGCCAUCGCGGAUGAGCUCGUGCCGAUUGACGCGCAGAGGGCCAGGGUCGCGGAGAUGCUCGGGAGGAAGGAAGAGGCCGCGGAAGGGUACAGGGCCGCGAUGGCGAUCAAGUCCACCGACGCCGCCACGCAGGCGAUCGCGGCGAACAACCUCGCGGCGCUCGUCGGUCCGAGGGGUGAGGGCGGCGCGGAUGCGAUGCGGCAGACGCAGCGGUUCUGCGACAAGGAUGGGAAACUGAACGACGCGCUGGUCGGCAAACUGACCGAGGCUCAACGGCGCGUGCUGGUGAUCAACAGGGCCAAGGCUCUGUUACAUUCGAAUCACCUGGACCGAUGCAGGGACGCGCUGGGCACCCUGCGUAAGCUCCCCGGCGCCGACGGAGCGAGGGAGGCGGCUAUGCUCGAGGCGGCGCUGUUCAUGCGCGAGCGCAAGCCCGAGAAGGCUGUCAAGUCGCUGACCGACCUCAUCGCGUCGGGCGCGAACGGCGACGUCGGCGCGGUGCGUGACGCGAGGCUCGCGCUCGCGCAGAUCCACGCCUCCGCGGGCGACUACGCGGCUGCGAUCGAAGCGCUCAAGGGUGUGAAGGAGCUGGAGGGCACCGCCGCCGGCGCGGCUACGCUCGUCGCGUUGCACGAGCUCGCCGGGGACGCCUCGGGCGCGGACGCGGUUCUCGACGGAUCCGGCGCGGUGGGCGCGGAGGGCGCGGCGGGCGCGGAGGUGGCGCUGAGGGCGGCCGAGCGCAAGCUCACGCGCGGCGCUCAUGGCGAAGCGAAGGCCAUCUUCGAAUCGGUGAUGGACGACGCCGCCGCCGACGACGACGACAAGCUCGCGGCUCGCGCGGGCGUCGCGCUGGCGAAGGCCCUUGGCGGAGACGUGGUGGGCGCCGAGGCGGACGCCGCGGCGCUCUUCGAGCGCGUCGCGGCGGCGGCGGGCGGCGCGACCGACGCGGAUUCCCUGGAGGAGACUUUGCCGGCGUCGGUGCUCGCCAGAGCCGCGGAGCUGGAGCGGCGCAUGCGCGGGAAGCGGGGCAAGCGCGGCGAGGACGGGGACGGCGCGCACAAACCCAAGACGCGGAAGAAGCGGAAGAAGAAGGUGAUCUACCCGAAGGGUUUCGAUCCGAGCAAUCCCGGUCCGGCGCCCGAUCCGGAGCGUUGGCUCCCGCUCCGCGAGCGGUCCACGUGGAAGGGUAAACGGAAGAAGGUGAACAUCCGCGGCGCUCAGGGCGCCAGCUCGGCCAAGGCCAUCGACCAGCUGGGCAAGACGGAGUUCAGCGGCGGCGACGCGAAGAAGGUGGACGCGGAGGCGAUGAGGGAGAAGGUGCUGAGCGUGGCGGGGGGCAAGGGCAAGAAGAAAGGCGGCAAGGGCCGUCGUUGA